This is a messenger RNA of Leguminivora glycinivorella, 3122 nucleotides long. RefSeq names its product doublesex- and mab-3-related transcription factor A2-like (gene dmrt99B). The record is from RefSeq and is a predicted model, not a curated record. Gene Ontology annotation, biological process: regulation of transcription by RNA polymerase II; sex differentiation. Gene Ontology annotation, molecular function: DNA-binding transcription factor activity, RNA polymerase II-specific; RNA polymerase II cis-regulatory region sequence-specific DNA binding; protein binding. NCBI's taxonomy places the organism in Eukaryota, Metazoa, Arthropoda, Insecta, Lepidoptera, Tortricidae. Bases 155 to 1300 code for a protein of 381 amino acids. The transcript is spliced from 4 exons. Gene Ontology annotation, cellular component: nucleus.
CUUAACAGUUGCGCGUUCCACGUUUGAAAAAUCGAGUGGAUUUCGAAUUCGGAACUUUUUAAUUUUUGUGUUCGGGCGUCAAUGGACUUUUGAUAUUUUUGUAUAGUGUAGCGAUGUGCAUGGUAGUAUUCUGAGUGUGUAUUAAAGUCGUGUGAUGGAGAUGUCGCUGCCGAACGGCGUGGAUGUGUCGCAGCUGGUGCAGCACCCCGUGCUGGCCGCGUUGCCGCCCUUCUUCCUCAGAGCUUCAGAGAGAUAUCAGUUUUCUUGUCCACAGCGGACGCCGAAGUGCGCGCGGUGCCGCAACCAUGGCGUAGUGUCAGCACUCAAGGGUCACAAGCGCUACUGCCGGUGGCGCGACUGUGUGUGCGCCAAGUGCACGCUUAUAGCCGAGCGGCAACGCGUCAUGGCGGCCCAGGUCGCGUUACGGCGGCAGCAGGCCCAGGAAGAGAACGAAGCGCGGGAGUUGAACCUGCUGUACACGGGACAGCCGCCCACGCCGCACCACUACGACAUGCCCGACGACUCGCCUGCUCAAAAGCGUGCACGGAUCACGGAGGUAUGCUCCAGCCCCUCGCCCCCCACGGACCUGCAGCCCGAGUCCAAGUCUCCGCCGCAGACCCCGCCGCUUGCCACCCCUCCCCCGCGCUCGCCCUCCGACCACGAGCUCAACGUGGAAGAAGAACUCGAGGACCAGUCGGAGACUUCCCUCACUCCCGAAAACCUCUCCAUGAAGGCACCCAGAACCGAAGACCCGACGCCAGUCAAAAAGGAAGAGGACGACAAGUGGGAGAGCCCCGAUUUCAAAUACAAAAUGUUCAGACGAGAACGAAAAGAAUCGUUACCUGAGCAGUCCGAGGACUGUUCGCCUUCAUUCCAGAAAUCACCCAUUGACGUUCUUAUCAAAGUUUUCCCGAGGAAGAGUCGUCAGGAGAUCGAAGCUAUCCUAUCACGCUGCAAAGGGGAUGUGGUCGCCGCGAUGGAAAUGAUGAUAAAUGGAACCGAGCCUCCAACGAACGCGUACAACAUGACACAAGAAUCUCCUCCUUACAUGCAGAAUUAUCAGUCUAAAUCUGCUUUCUCGCCACUGUCGAAUCAGAGUUUUAAGUUUUCUCCGUCUCGGAGGUUCCUGACGCCCCCGUACAGCGGGACGGGGUACCUGCCGACGGUGAUCCGGCCGCCGCCGGAGUACCUGUCGGGGUUCCUGCCGCCGGCGGAGCUGAUGUACGGCCGGCAGCUGCCCGUGCCGUCGCCCGGCACCUCGCCGCGCUCCGACAACACCAACACCGAGUUCUCCGACUAGGGGUACCCGCACUGGACAGUGCUGUGAAGUGCUGAUUUGAGGACUUGUGAUUAGAUAUGAAUGCUUACUUAGGAAAAUUAUAAUUUCCGCAAGAAAUCUGACCAACAAUAAUAAGUAGAGUGUGACUGUAGUUUGCUCAAGAUGGUUAGAUUGAUUUAGUUCACAUUUAAAAAAGCGACUUUAACAAUAAUUUUAUAUAUACAGACUAAGAUCAACAAUUCACAUCCUAGGUUUAUAUAAAUUUAGUACUUAUCGUUUCUCAAUCUAGAUCUUAUAGAUUAAAGUAUUUCAUUUUGAUUAGGACUUUCCAUCAAACAAUUCAUUAGAAACUGUCGAUAGUGUCGAUACUUACAGUAAACUCUGCAUUAUGACCAAUUUGAAAACAAGUCUACUGAAAAAAUUAUGAACCUUCAUUUAAUUCAACUAGAUGAACUAGAUCAAUUCAUACUGAUGUGAUGAUUAUAAUUUACCUACAACAUAUUUUUUCCUUGAUAUCAAAUAUUUCUUCAAAAUUAUAAGAGGUAUCGCAUUCACUGCCAGCAACCCGCCAGGCGCGGGUGUUUAAUUCGUAGACGCUUUUCCCUACCUACAGAAUUACGCAGGUUAUUGGCUAUGCUUGUGACGCGUAGCAUUCUGGUAUUGGAUUUUAAUUAUUUACGCAAGUGUUCCCGAAAACUAGUUUUCGCCUAAUAGACAUUGUUUAUCGUCGAUCGUAUUGACUCCCUUGAGGGAGGAUUCCCUUAUUUAGAAAUUGUGUUCGCGAUAAAAUGUACUUAACAUUUUAGAAUAUUGGAGUUUCCUCCACUUUAGUAUACGAAAGAGUGUUCAGAUGUGGCGUGUAACGCUAUGUUGUAAAUAAUGUGUCAGGUAGAGUAGUCUUAACAGAGUUAUAUGCCGAAGUUAUCGAAUAUUUGCCUGUAUAUUUAUGCUUCAUAAUGGUAACUUUUAAGUCAAUGAAUGUUUAGCGUUAAAUUUAUUGUAUUUCACGAUAAUAAAGUAUACAGAAUACUUUAUAAUAUGUAUAUACUAAGAAAUAUUAAUAAAAUUCUUGCUACUGCUUAUCUCAAUCUACUGUUAUAUUACGACUAGAUUUAUAAGGAUAUCAACUAUCUAAAGUAAACAGGUACCCGUCGUAAUUGUAUUAGAUAUUAUGUAGGUACUUUAAAUAUUUAUAGCUAGUGAAUGCAUAAUACUCGAUAUCGUUACUUUUACUCAAAUUUAGGAAAACACAAUAAACACCGAUAAACAGUCACGUUUUUUGUCAUGUACUUACCAUAAAACUUGGGUACUUUUAGUACUAUAAUCUCAAAACCAGUAAAUUUAAUAAUUAUUACUUAUUCAUUACAUUAUUGGGUAAUGUACUAAUGUUUAAUUUCAUAAUAAAAUAAGUAUAUUAAAAGUCAGUAUGAAAAAGUAAAGGAUGAAAUAACGCGUCAGUUUGGAUUUGGACCUAAGUUAGGUGACAUGGACCAUAUUACAGCCUGUGACAUUGCAAAAGGGUCUUUGGUUUUCGAGUAGGUAAAAUUGUACGUAAUCGUAACACGGACAUUGACUUGCUCACCUUAGUUCAUUGCUGUACUUAAAAAAGUGCUUCAAAAAUAUCUCUGUACGAUAAGUGUUCGUUACAGAUUUACUACUUACUUGCUAUGAUAUUAUUAGAAGGUGGCAAAUACUUUUGACGCUUUGUUUCGCCCACUGCUUUCGAUACUGACUCUAAUUAUAUAUCUGUACAUAUGUAGGUGUAUAUAAGCCUAUAACCUUUCGUAGAGUAGCGUAGUCCAAAUGUACCAAUAUAAGACGAUCAAUAAACGAAGUCACUGAG